Messenger RNA from Cylicocyclus nassatus, 1379 nucleotides. The record is from the annotation of a GenBank genome assembly. NCBI's taxonomy places the organism in Eukaryota, Metazoa, Nematoda, Chromadorea, Rhabditida, Strongylidae.
AUGGCACCACAACCGCAUCGAAUACUUUUGUGCAUCUCAUCGCUCUCUUGUUUCUAUACUUAUCGGCUUGAUGUCCCAGGAGUGUUCUGCCCUAUCAUUCAAAUCUCAAAGUCAUCAACCCACUGGCAAAUGCUUCACAUAGUCGAAACUGAGCAGUUGGAACUUUUCAAAGUGGCAGCUUCGCUAAUUACUGCUUCAUUCACUGAAAAAGAAUUACUUCUUGCAAAUGAAGGAAGAGAUCAAAAUGUAGAAUUGACUGAUUUAAGGAAGCCAAAGAAAAGACUAGAUAUACAAGGAAUACGCGGCUGGGCUAUUUUAUCGGUUGUUGCAUUCCACUUCUUCCCGGCCCAUUGUCCUAAUGGAUACCUGGGAGUAGAUAUGUUCUUUGUCGUAUCCGGAUUCCUCAUGGCUAUGAUUAUAACAAGAUCAGUGGAAAAAGGUGCAGCUUUUUUUUGCACGUUUUACUACAAAAGAAUCAAGCGAAUACUACCGCUAUACUAUAUGACUUGCCUCGUGACCCUAAUAUUUGUGGUAGUAAAGUUGCCUACCUUCCGAUCCUUGAAUUUCGCAAGCUCGCGCAGAGCAGUGUCAUUUACUGGAAACCUAAAAAUUUCGAAGGACGACUCCGCAAAGGAUUAUGAGAAAAUGUUGUCGGAUGCAAUGGAUUUAUUUACUCAUACAUGGUCAUUAUGCGUUGAAAUGCAGUGGUAUCUGCUUGUACCCCUACUCUUUUGCUUGCAAAGCUUGCUGCUUUCUCGGAAAACAUUAUUUUACUUAGGAAUUGCUCUCGCUUCCAUGGUAUUUUACUUUUCUGUCGACAAAGACAUUGCUUUCUACAACGUUUUCGCACGAGUGUGGCAGUUUUGCGCGGGAAUUAUGGCCUUUAUAUGGCAACAUGACAGUAAUGAAGCGAACACGAAGUCAGAGCGACCAGCCUACAAUGAUGGGCAAUUGCGCGGUGGAGGGUACUGCACAACCUCCAGGCUGAUGCGUUACGUUUCCUGGGCAGCUUUUAUCCUCGCCGUGCCAAUACUGUUUUAUUGGACAAGAUUAGCGAAGGAUAUUGCACGCAUGGAGGUAACAGUCAUGACUGCAGCGCUCAUCCUUGCAGGGAAGAGAUACCAGAUAGCUGCACUUAUCAAGCCGGGGAUGGUUUUUGUAGGAGAGAUAUCAUAUGCUCUAUAUCUCAUUCACUGGCCGGUCUUCAUCGUCAUGAAAUAUUUCUAUCCCGAGAAUCCACUGAGUCGGUUUCUGUAUAUCAGAAGCUAAUUUGCUUGAUUUGACUGAUAUUGUCAGUCUGAAAGAAGCUUUUGCCAACAAAUUCCUUACUCACGAGGGAACGAUCCCAUUUCAAGACGGCAAACUGGAACGAGCAGCAU